Molecule: messenger RNA, 1147 nt
Organism: Phodopus roborovskii (desert hamster)
Lineage: Eukaryota; Metazoa; Chordata; Mammalia; Rodentia; Cricetidae
Gene: Mdp1
Product: magnesium dependent phosphatase 1
Exons: 7
Coding region: 576-1121 (181 amino acids)
Molecular function (GO): protein binding; acid phosphatase activity
Source: RefSeq, a predicted model, not a curated record
GGGUACUCACUUCCUGUUGCUUUGACUCAGGUGGCAGUUGACCAGAUUCUUUCGCUUAGCAACUAGCCGCGUGCAGCUCGGAUGAGCCUUCAGGGCAACACCAACAAGUUCCGCUAAUUGCAAACCUGACUACCCAAGGAAUUCCAGCUUCGGGUGCUGUGCAAAGCCUUCUGGGUAACAGAGUCCACACACUGAGGUUGCCGUUGGGUGCGAGCGGCGGGAGGACUACAACUCCUAGGAUGCAAAGGCGGAGCUGCCUCCUGGCAUGAUGGGAAAAGUAGUUUGUUCUGCUCCAGCUCGCCGCUAACCCCAGCUCGCUGGGCACGUGCGGCGUCUCAGGGCGUCGACUGUGCCGUUCCUAAGCCGGUUCGCCUUUUUCUCUACAACGCCAUUGACACGAAACACGAAGGCAUUCCUGAGCCUUUUGGGAACCGGGUGGAAAGAGGAGAGGGUGGGUCCGGACGGUGACCCGGAAGCAGAAGUGUUCCUAGCCGUGGAGUGCUGGGAAGCGGCAGCCGCGACCACAGCGGGAGAAGCAGCACUCUAGCCGCCUGCAGCCCCAACCUGGGAGGAAGAUGCUAAUUAAAGUGAAGACGCUGACUGGAAAGGAGAUUGAAAUUGACAUUGAACCCACAGACAAGGUGGAGCGAAUCAAGGAGCGUGUGGAAGAGAAAGAGGGAAUCCCCCCACAACAGCAGCGGCUCAUCUACAGUGGCAAACAAAUUGAUGGAACUAUACGGGAUAGGCGGGGCCAGAACAUCCGACUGUACCCCGAGGUGCCUGAAGUCUUGGACAGAUUGCAGAGCCUUGGAGUGCCAGUGGCCGCUGCUUCUCGGACAGGUGAGAUAGAAGGGGCCAACCAACUACUGGAGCUCUUUGACCUUGUCAAAUAUUUUGUUCAUCGGGAAAUAUAUCCAGGCAGCAAAGUCGCACACUUUGAGAGGUUGCACCACAAGACUGGAGUUCCUUUCUCUCAGAUGGUCUUCUUUGAUGAUGAGAAGCGGAAUAUCAUAGAUGUGGGCAAACUUGGUGUUACCUGCAUUCACGUCCAGAAUGGAAUGAGUCUGCAAACACUGACUCAAGGAUUAGAGACAUUUGCAAAGGCCCAGGCUGGACACUGAGGUCCAAACAAUGGGUAAGCCUCAUC